AGGUCGCCAUGAAUGAUAAUCAGAUCAGGGGCUUUCUGAGGCGAUGGGACUGCCAGAAGGUUGACUGCGAGGCCCUGAAGAAAGCCAUCUUACCGAAAGGAGAGACUCAGCUGAAAACACAAGUGCUUCUCGACGGCCUAUUCGAUCUCCUGUAUCCGGCUGGACAUGUCCUGAUUGGCCGAGUCGUGGAUGCUGUGAAGUUACACUUUACUCUCGAAGCGUCCGAACGAAAAGGUGUGGAAGCCGAAUUCGCCGAGCUAAGUAAAGGGACAGGUUCAAUAUCUUGGCGACGCUUCAGGAAAACUAUCAACAACUUCAUCAAUAAUCAUGUGUGUGAUUCGAAUAUCAAGAGGAAAAUAAGCUACGAUGCUCAAGUUCAUCAGCAUAAUAGACUCCUUAAAGCAUAUGGAAAAAAUGAUAGUACCGUCCAUGAGUCUGAGUUCACGUUAAGCGUAGCUUACGUUGGAAUGCUCGUGUCUUUAAUCCCAUACAACAUCGACGACAUCGCCUUGAUGGAAAGAAACGUCUUCAAUGGUUGGCUCAUAGAGAAGUUGGAGCUGAUUGGUGAUAUGGAGUCGUAUACUGAUGCUCUGGUUCGCGAAUUCAUGCCCAAUGGAGGUUCAGAGACACAAAUACAAGUAAUCAUCGAUGGUAUAUUCGACCGCGCAUUCGCAUUCGACGUUCGAGAUCCGUCCGACUUCAGCAAGUUCACCACGUGGCAAAUCCUCGGGGCUAGCGAGGAGGACACUCGCCACAUUCAGGGUCUGCAAAGAGAGGCGAGUAACGUCCGUGUUGUAGGAGGGGCCGGCUUGAAAGCCUGGGAGUUCGACGGCAAUGCUACCUCGUUCGUUAAGAUCUCAUCCCCGGUGAAGAACGGACUCGGGAAGAGCCUGACUGUAGCAACAUUCUUCUACCAAGACGUGCUGAACAACGGACCAAUCCUGGAGUUCGAAGGCGACACGAAAUUUCCAUGUGGGUUCCACUUUUGGUACUGGGACAAGAGAGGCCUGUUUGCAAAUUUCAGAACAAUCGACGGACACGAGCAUAAUGUAUUCUUUGAGUUGUUGACGCCUAAACAGUGGCAUUUUGUCGGUGUGAGCUAUGAUUACGGCACAGGAAAUGUCCUCAUGUGGAUAGACAAUGACAUCAUGGAAAAGAACAUUGGGAAAUUAGAAGUAGAUUUGGCGGGAGAAGUUUUCUGCGGGAUUCGACCGUCGAGCCCAAAAUGGCGUCCGUUUAAGGGCCGUCUGGCUGGCCUGGUGCUGUUGAACGGUCCGACACACAAGGAGAAAAUAGCAGGACUGAAGGAGAAGGUGGCAGGAAUGCUUAAUUAGGGUUCAGUACAGACUGGCAGUCUCUUGAACAAAUUGACUUGAGAAAAGGCGUGGAGCCCAUCGAACAAGAGGAAGCACUGAAUUUAACGCUAGCGUGUGAUGUUAUGGUGCUGUUAGCUCAAAAUGCUGAGUACAUCUCGACUUCAAAAUGGACAUUCCCCUCGGCGAACAUCAAACACAAAACAAUGGCGAUACAUAAACGUGUAUAAGUGCAUGUGUGAUGUACAUGUAGUUCCUGUAACAAAUUAUAACAACGAAUAUGGCGGUCCACUGGGGCCGGUGUAGAAGAAGAAAAUGUCCCCCUGAAAAAAAGUUAUGUUGGAUCAUAUAUUGAAUAUUGCUUCUAUAAGAGGCCAUGACCGUCAAUAGCUCGGAGAUUAAAGCGCAUCUUUUGCUCUCUAGAUUUUCAAUCCAAGGACAUUUCAAUUUUCUACGCCGGUUAUGAUAUUGUUUGAAAGGUGUUCGAAGCGUCUCCGGAUAAUUCGACUCUACUUGAAGGCCGCUAUACAUCAGAGGACUGAAGUCAUGCUCAGAAACAAUAUUCUUAAACAUUAUCUCUGGUAUAUACACCACAAGCUUUGACUACUUGAAAUAACGGUAUGCGUUUAUCAAAACGUACAUGUACACCCCCUAU
This is a messenger RNA of Lineus longissimus, 1968 nucleotides long. RefSeq lists its product as uncharacterized. The coding region runs from base 9 to 1334 and encodes 441 amino acids. Lineage: Eukaryota; Metazoa; Nemertea; Pilidiophora; Heteronemertea; Lineidae. The transcript has 7 exons. The record is from RefSeq and is a predicted model, not a curated record.